This is a messenger RNA of Psilocybe cubensis, 453 nucleotides long. RefSeq lists its product as uncharacterized. The transcript has 2 exons. The record is from RefSeq and is a predicted model, not a curated record. The coding region runs from base 1 to 453 and encodes 150 amino acids. NCBI's taxonomy places the organism in Eukaryota, Fungi, Basidiomycota, Agaricomycetes, Agaricales, Agrocybaceae.
AUGGCUUCUCACUCGACUCCCUCCUCCUCCACCUCUUCAAUAUCAUAUCCUGCUCCAGAUCCCCCCGUCAUUCUUCCAGAGGACUAUACAGACAACGGCCGUCCUACCAGCAGCAGCAGAUCUUUUCUCAGCAGCACCCCUGCUCCAGGCAGCGCUAUCGAGGUCCAUACUCUUCAGCACGAGUACCAGCUCCAUGUCAAGCUCCCCGGCUUCAGCUGGGAUGGCAUCACUCUCGCCACAAAGCGCCGCCGCAUUCUGCAUGUAGUCGCCGAUCGUUGGGACCAUGGUGGGGGUCAUUUUGAACGUCGUGUCGCGUUUGGAUACGACGCCGAUCUCACUCAGGUCAAGGCUGAUUUUCAUUCUGAUUUGCUUCGUGUCACUAUUCCACGUCGCACAUCCGCAGUCGCCUCUAUGCAGUCAGCUAUGUAUGCGCCUAUCGGGAGGUCGUCCUAA